CGCCGCCACUGACACCGCUGUUCGUCGUAGUCGUCGUCGUCGUCGUCCGCCGCGGCCGACGUGUCUGCCGCUCGUCCACUGAAGUCGACGCCGCCGUCGAGUCGUCUUGCCAGCCGGUCCCAUCGUAAUCUCCGACUACAGGUUUUUCGGGUUCUUUUGAAGUUUUUUUUUUCAUCGUCUUUUCUCCCCCCCCCCUUACUCCUUUCUUCCAUCCCCUUUUCACGUCGUCGUUCCACUUCUAGCCCGCGUGUAAAUGUUAUAAUACAUACACGUCGCGUGUCGCGAGUACGCGUUCAGUGUGAUAAUAACACGCGUGGAACCCACCUACAUACCAUCGCCGUCGUUUACCUUCGUUUCUCUCGCGUUACCACCACGGUGUCACCGCGGUACACCGCGCAACAAAUACGCCGGUGCCGGUAAUGGGUGGCCGUCCGCGUCGUCGCCGCCGUCGACCACACGACGGACAGCGUUAACGACCAUCGCUAUCACGACCACUGUCGUCGCCGUCGUCGCCGUACGCUGAGAGACGCCACAAGAGCCGCAGGCCGCGGUAGCGAUGCCGGCGAUGAUUCUGUGCAACUGGUGGCCGUGUCGCCGGCGGUCCGUCCAACGGUCCGUUCGCCCCGAGCCAGUCGUCCCACCGCGAAGUUGUUGUCGCCGCGUACCAGCGUGAUUGUCGUCGUCGUCGGUUCUUGCCACGCGCGCACCGUCCACACGCGCGAUGACGUCUUCCUUGGCAAAGUUCGUCGCCGUGCUGUUCCUGUUGGCGGCCGUGGAGAUAAAAGAAAGCGUUCAAGGUAAAUUCGAGAGGCAACUCUUGGAUGACCUCCUAACAGAUUACAACCCUCUGGAGAGACCUGUAUCCAACGAAUCCGAUCCACUCGAAGUUACAUUUGGCAUCACGCUACAGCAGAUAAUAGACGUGGAUGAAAAAAAUCAAAUCGUCAUAACAAAUGCUUGGUUAAACAUGGAAUGGGUGGAUUACAAUAUGAGGUGGAACAUUUCCGAAUAUGGUGGUGUCAAGGAUCUCAGGCUCAAUCCAAACCGACUGUGGAAACCAGACAUACUCAUGUAUAACAGUGCCGACGAAAAAUUUGAUGGUACUUAUCAAACCAAUGUGGUAGUGAGGCACAAUGGUACAUGCCUGUACGUGCCACCUGGUAUUUUCAAAAGUACGUGUAAGAUCGACAUCACAUGGUUCCCAUUUGAUGACCAAAAUUGCCUUAUGAAGUUUGGUAGUUGGACAUACAACGGUUUUCAGAUUGAUUUAGUGCUCAAAUCAGAUGGCGGCGAUCUAUCGGACUUUACAACGAACGGUGAAUGGUAUUUGCUAGGUAUGCCUGGAAAAAAGAACGUGAUAAACUACGCCUGUUGCCCAGAACCGUACGUGGACAUCACGUUUACCAUAAAGAUUAGACGAAGGACGUUGUAUUAUUUCUUCAACCUGAUCGUGCCGUGCGUGCUCAUCUCGUCGAUGGCUCUCCUGGGCUUUACGCUGCCUCCGGACUGCGGCGAAAAGCUCACACUAGAAAUAACUAUACUACUGUCACUAACAGUAUUUCUGAAUCUGGUCGCCGAGUCAAUGCCAACCACGUCCGAAGCGGUUCCCCUUAUAGGUACAUACUUCAAUUGCAUCAUGUUUAUGGUGGCUUCGUCGGUAGUUCUCACAUUGGUGGUGCUCAACUAUCAUCACCGAACAGCUGACAUUCAUACAAUGGGACCAUGGGUUAAGUGCUUUUUCUUGCUAUGGUUGCCGUGGAUCUUGUGUAUGCAAAGGCCAGGCAAAGACAUAUCGUUCAAAGCCAUCAGAAGUAGAUAUACAGAUCGGAGAGGCAUCGAACUCAGGGAGCGAUCGUCAAGAAGUUUAUUAGCCAACGUUCUUGAUAUCGAUGAUGAUUUUCGAGCGAGCGUCCUAUCACACCGCGUGUACAACAACGGUGCUGCCAGUUCGUCGUCGCCGGCGUCCGAGUCGAGAAGCGUCUGCAACUACUCUGCCAGAGAAUUGCAACUCAUAUUGCAAGAGGUGCGGUACAUCACUGACCACAUGCGAAAGCAACAGGACGACCAGGAAGUGAUCAACGACUGGAAAUACGCAGCGAUGGUAGUGGACAGGUUCUGUUUGAUAGUGUUCACUUUUUUCACAUUAGUCGCCACUGUUGCCGUAAUGUAUUCAGCGCCUCACAUAAUUGUUGAGUGACUCAGACAUUGUGUUCACUUCUUGGAUGUCGAUAUGGCAGUCAUGAUUUUGUUAAAUAUUUAUUUCAGAGAGUAUGAGUUGUUUUGAAAUAUAAUAUUAAAAGUUUUUUUUGUAAUACCAUAAAAAAAUCGACGAAGAGCUUAGUAAAAAAAAAUUCUAUGAUACACAACGCAUUUACAGGGUGUUAAAAAGAUCACGGGCCAAGAAUAAGUCCUUCUAAAUAAUUAAAUUACAAUGUUUUAAUUUUAAUCAUCCAAAAUACACCCUGUUUUUAUAAUAUUAUUUAGAUUGUUUUCUUUUUGCGUACUCUAAUAUUAUAAACGGAAUAGUUGAAAAAUGAUUUAUUUAUCUUAUUAUUAUUACUAUUAUAUUGUAAUAAUGAUUAUAACAAUUUUAUCAAAAUGGUUAUUAUACUUUUCGUUAUUAUUUGGUACUGUAAAAAUGAUCACUACUGCCCAUAAUAAAUAUUAAGUUAUACAACUUAAAUAUAAUUUGACAUUAUGAUUAUUUUGAAUAUCUACAGUAAUUAUUAUUUAUUAAAAAUAAUAAUUGUCGUUCAUAAAUCAUAACAUUAAACAUCAUGCGAGGUUUUAAAUAUUACGAGAUACCUAUGUUAUAUUAGGUCCUUCAACAAAUUUAUUUGCCAAGAAAAACUUUUCUAUACAUUUUUUAAGUUUCUAUUAUGAAUUAUUUUUAACACUCGCAAUUCUAACAUUUAAAAAUCCGUAAUGUUAUAUUAUUUUUAGAAAAUUGUUUGAUACUAAUGAGUAAUGGUUGAUGGAUAUUGACAGACGAUACACGAUCUCGGGUAAUUUUAAAAUACCUAACAAGUUAUAAUAUAAUAUAUUAAGCUAAACAUUAGUUUUAUUUUAGACAUUUGGUAGGUUUAAAAAUUAUCCUGUGUCUAUAUAUAGCAUAAUAUGCCUAUUUUAUUAUAUUAUAACCUUCCUAGCUAUAAUACCUAAAUCCAAAGUAGAGUAACUUACGAUGUAUUAAUUAUAUGAAUUUGUCUUCCCGGCACUAUUUUCUCUACAGUAUAGAUAAUAUCAGAAACAUUGUAUUGUUUUUCAUUGAUCCGAUGAAUAUUAUUAUUAAUUAUUUAAAAAUGAGUGUUUAGGUAAGUUUUUUUAAUUUUAAAACAGCAAAAUACUAAAGUAUCUUAAAAUAUAGAUUAGAUAAUAAUAAAUGUAAGAAAUAGGAUCCUAUUAUUUUGUAUACUGAAAUACAGUCAUCAGAUACUGUGAGAAACAUGGAAAAUAAAUAAUAACUAUCCGUUGUAAUUGGAAAAAAAUUAAAACAUUUUGAUAAUUAUUAAAGGAAAAUUUCACCAAGCUCUGAUAAGCAAUGUUAGGGGCCAUUAUAAAAGAUCGAAAAUCGGAAUAUUAUAAAAUAUUAAACCCAAAUAUUAAUAUUACAUUAUGUUAGGUACAUCGGUUUAAGGAUUUUUUGUGGAUACGCAUGAAUGUAAAGAAAAAAAUUUAAUGUCGACAUCUAAUUAUCAAAAUUGUUUCAUCAGAAGCCACUACGUUUUAGUAUUUGGUUGAUAAGGAUGGUGAAUUUUAUUUGUUCAAUGCAUAAUAUUAAAAUAACAUAUUAUUAAGAAUAAUGUUUUAUGGGAAAGUAAAAUCUUGUUGUUUUCAUUGUUUAGAAAAUACUUCCAAACUUUGAUUAAUAUAGAAAAAUUAAUUUUAACUUUUAAGGUUAUUUAAUUUUUAUAAUAAUAGUUUUUUUUUUAUGUAGGUACUAUAAUUUUAUUAUGAAUAAUAAAAUAUAAAUAAUCAAUAAUAUUGUUUACCUAUCAGCUAUAUUGUUUACGAGCUUGUUUUAAAUAUUAUAUAUAUUUUAUCGUUACCACAAUCAUUUAAGUUUAUAUAAUUUGUUAAGAAUUUUAGCCCUACCAGAUCUCAGAUCUUGUAUUCAUUGAUUUUAUUUUUCAUUAAUGAAUAUGAGAAUGUAUAAUUUACUUUAAAUGUAUUUCUGUAUUAUAGGCAUUGAUAUGGCCACAUUUAAUAGUAUCGUUAAUUGUUGAAUACUGAGUUUUAAAAGUAAAGAUAAACGUUAUAAAACGUGUAGUCAUUUUAUUGAAUUGAGAUUUACUGGAUAAAAAUGUGUUCAUAUUUUUUUUUAUAUAUAUAUGUCAUUCGUCACCAAGUGUUUUACUAUUAAAUUUGUACUACCUAGGCAUUUAUAAUUACUUUUUAAUAGAAUUCAAAAACUAAUAAAACCACUUACUAUAAAAUAAUUUACAUAGAACUUAUCAGUUGUGAUUAAUUAAACUGUUAGAUAAAAUGUUUCAUUCGAUUUGUGUUUACACUGUGAUACACUUUGAGUUAAAUUAAAACAAUAAUAAUAUAUAUUAUAGAUAUACCUAUAUGUCAUUAACUGUACUAAUUUGAUUAAGAAGUAUAACAGGAUAUUUUUUUUUACCGAAUACUCGAUCACAUUUUAGUUAAUAUAAGCGCCGUUAAAUAAAAAACAUUAACUGCAAAAAUAUCAUAGUAAAAAUAUUGUUAUUUUUGAUUUUAUUUUUUUUUUGUUUCUAUUAUAUUCUCAUUGGAUAUACUUACUUUGUUUUCUUAUAUACCUCGUAGGUACUAAUCAACUUAAAUUAUAUUAAAAUAUUAGUUAUUAUAAAUUAAAAACAUCGAAAGGUUGUAUUCCCUAUCAUUACAUAUUUCCGAUUUAGAGGUAGGUAAUAGGCAAAAGCAAUUAUUGGUAUAAGAAAUAAGAACAAUGUGGUUUUUUUAUCAAUACAUUCGCUUUUCGGGCGUAGUAAAUACUCUCCAAAAUACUCAUGUUGCAUUUUUAUAAAUUAUGAAUUAGCCACAAAAUAAAAUUUCAAGAAUUUUUUUUUAAUUUAAGUUUAAAAUAUAAAAAUAACGCUUUGCUAGUUUCAAAUUUGUUUUUCAUUUGGGAAUCAUUUUGAUAAUUCAGCAAUAAUUGCUCAAAAUAUUUGUAAUCCUUAUGGUGACUUUCUCAAAAAGCUAAGAACAUUCGUUGUAUACAUUUUUUUACAAAUUAAUUUUAAAUCCUUUUAAAUAUAGAAAUGUAUUGACAAAUCAACCGUCAAUUAUUAUUUAUUAUUUAAACAAUAAAAAACAGUUAUGAUUAUAAAAUUUUUUCCCAAACUAUCGUUGAACAAAAGUUAAAACAAAUCGAUGAUAAUUUAUUAUUUUCAAUUAUUCUUUUAUCAAAUAAAUUAUCACCAAUUUUAUUAUAAUCAAAUCAUAUUAAAAAUUUACAUAUAAUCACAUGUAAUAACAUAUUGAAACAUAAAUUAGAAUAACAUUUAAUUAAGUGAUUUUACCUGGGGUUUGGAUUUUUUUCUCUCUAAACUAUGCAAGUUAUAUUUAUGAAACUAAAAAUAUAUUGAAAAUAACUAGCGACGGGAAUAUUAUUAUUAAUAUUAGUACCUACCCAUCAAUGACAUUUAAGUUCAACAAGUAAUGAGUUAUAACAAUUAAUAACGUAUUUUUCAACUAUAUUGAAAUGCGCGUCUUUGCAAAAACACCAAGUAAAACUGUACUCCUAAUUUUCUUUAUCAAAACAAUGCAAUAAAAAUAAAUAUUAUUAUUUUUAAACUUAAUACAUUUUUUUUUAAUUUUUGUAAAAUAUAGAAAAAUAAAAAUAUUAUUACUUUAUUAUAGACUGUCUACUAAAUCUAUAAUAUUUACUGUCGCAUAAUAUUUGAAUCGUAAUCCAUAUAAUAUUAUAUCCAUUAACCAUUUUAAAUCUGUCAUCGUUCGUCACAAAGGAGUACAAAAUAACCCGAUUGACCACCAGUUAUAUAUAUUAAAACAUGAAUUAGUACAAACACUUGAAUAUAUUUUUAAAAUAUACCUAUCCAAAAACAAAGUCCUUUAAAAACACCAUUUAGAAUAAUACAAUAAUAUAUAAUAUCUAAAAAAUUGUGUAAAUGUUCCAUGCUUAACGGAAAAAAUUUCGGCUCUAAGUAAUAUGUGUAUCUAAGUGAAUGAUGUGAAUAUUCAUAAAUAAAAUUUAUUUAAUAAAAAUCAAUUGUAUGUAGGUAACUAUAUUUUAAGUAUAUGUGCAAAAAGUAUUUUUAGUGUCUGACAAAUGUACUUACUGAUAGUGAUUUUCGUAAAAUAGUUUUACAUUAAAAUAGGUUAAGGAAAUAACGAGUCCUUAAAAAUAUGACUUAGAAUUUAAUAAAAAAAUAUUAAUGAUAUUAAAUUAUUGAUUGAUUAGAUUGUGACUUCAAUAAUUGUAGGUUAAAAUUUAUAAACUAAGUGAUUUAUUAUGUUAGAAAACCUAGCGAAUUGGUUUGAGAUAACUUUUCUUUGUUUAAAUUUGUUGCUCAUAAAACAUGGAAAACAUAACACCGUAUUAGGUGUGUAAAAUAAAAACAAAAUAUUUAAUAACAACUGUGUACAAAGAAUAAUUAAGAAGUAAAUCGUUAAACAUGUUUUUAUAUAUAUUUAAAAAAAAUGAUGUGUAUAAAUAAAAAAAAGAUAAUUUUAAACAAUAAUAUUUGUAUAUCUAAAGCCUCAAAAAGAGAGGUUGUUAUUUCUUGAGUAUGUUUUUUUAUUAAUAUUGUAUGUACUAAAAUAAUAAUAUUGUAUACUAUUAUUAUGUAACAUGACUAUAACCAGUUAAAAUACAUUAUGACAUG
Metopolophium dirhodum (rose-grain aphid) is the source of this 6830-nucleotide messenger RNA. Its product is annotated as acetylcholine receptor subunit alpha-type acr-16-like. Gene Ontology annotation, biological process: regulation of membrane potential; chemical synaptic transmission; signal transduction. Bases 722 to 2197 code for a protein of 491 amino acids. The transcript is spliced from 11 exons. Gene Ontology annotation, cellular component: synapse; neuron projection; postsynaptic membrane. Lineage: Eukaryota; Metazoa; Arthropoda; Insecta; Hemiptera; Aphididae. The record is from RefSeq and is a predicted model, not a curated record. Gene Ontology annotation, molecular function: acetylcholine-gated monoatomic cation-selective channel activity; transmembrane signaling receptor activity.